This is a messenger RNA of Populus euphratica (Euphrates poplar), 1836 nucleotides long. RefSeq lists its product as uncharacterized. Lineage: Eukaryota; Viridiplantae; Streptophyta; Magnoliopsida; Malpighiales; Salicaceae. Bases 1288 to 1725 code for a protein of 145 amino acids. The transcript is spliced from 4 exons. The record is from RefSeq and is a predicted model, not a curated record.
AAAUUUUACCUUUUUUUUUUUUUUUUUUAAUUCUUGAUAGCAAUGUGGUCUAGAUCAUCAACCUUUUCAAGAUUCAUUCUUCUGGCCACACAGCCAUUUCUUUCUUCUCUUAAAUCAUGGCAGUUUGGUACUGCAUAGCUGUAAGGUCUCAAAGACAUUGAUUCUCUCUCUCUCUGUCUUUUGGCCACACAUGCCCUUGUUCUAUAGCAAAGCCCUUUCAGAUUAAAUUAUGCACAUGGCUUGUUGCUGUUGCUGUUGCUGUUGUAAUAUACAACCUUUUGGUGUCCUAGCAGCAUCUUCAUUCUUUCUAUUUAAUGGUAGAUUACGUGAGAUAUUGCCAUGCCUUUCCCAUGAUUACAUCUUGAUUUUUAAGCUGGAUUUGAGCUGGGAACCUAGGCAUUAAUCCCGUCAAAAUGAGCUCUAAACUAGAAUCCAGAAGGUACGUGAUAAUUAAUAGUCAAAAUGAGCAAUUAGUGAUUUCCAUUAGCACUAACCAGGGUGUUUUUCUUGCUGUAAUAUGGCAUUUUUCUUGAUGAUGAUUAUAAUCAUACAUCAUGUGAAAAACUGAUCAAUGGUUGGUCACUUGGUGGUCAUAAUUAUUUGUCAGUUCAUAAUUACAAGAGUAGUAGAUAAAUCAUAAACUCCAGCAGCCUACAGGUUAAUUGUGGGGUUAUUAAGGUUAAUGUAAUGUAAUUCAGCACUCAAAAGGUGACGACUUUUUUAAAGGCACCAAGAGGCCUUUCUUGUUUUCGGCUCUCCAGACAUGAAGGCCCAUGCUUUUCCUUUCUUAAAAUAUGCUUCUUGAGACAAGGUAUAGUAAUCAGUAAGUUAGGCAUCCGGAUCUUGAACAUCAAAAAUUGUACUGCUGGCCUUUGAUUAUCAUUUAACUUUGUCUUUACAUUUUCUAUUGGAGUAUAAAGCUAGUUCGGCUCAGCUACAUGACGUAAAGUAUUCAUUGAGAAGUGUAAAUGUCUUGUGUUUCCAGGGCAGCUAAUACCCUCUAGAAUCUCAAGACUUGGAUGAUGCAUGCUUCUAUUUCUCAGGGCCAAAUUCAAAUGCCUUCCAGCUCCUCCAAAUGAUGAGGAAGAGCAGCAUCAACCGAAGAUCAUCAAAAUCCGCAUCACCUUCUCUUGAAUAUCUGCGAGUAAUGGACAAUGACUGACCACAGGACCAGAGACAGUACACAACUAUUGGAUUUCAGUUUCAAGAAGUUAUAAGUGUACAUUUGAUACUUCAGAGUUGUGCUACCCACAAUAGCCCUUCAGGAAGAAAGAAAACAAGAAGACAAUGAGUGAGCUAGGUUCUGAAAGAUCAAAGCCAUGGAACAUGUACACAAGUUCAGACCCUGCACCAUCUCAAACAGGAGUAAUUGACAGGGAAGCUCCAUGGAAAAGUUUUGGGACAUCCAUGAAUGCGAUUUCUUUUGGUUUUGUUGCAACAGCAAUCUUGAUAUCAAUGUUUCUGAUAAUGGCCAUCUUCGAGCAUCUGUUUAGGCCUAAUCCUUCUUUUUCUACACCUCAAGAAGUCACCGAUGGUUCUUCAGAACCAAGACCACUACACAAACUUGGAAACCCUCAAACAGUUCCAGCAGCUUAUGCAUCAGAUUUUGCAGUAGUGAUGCCUGGAGAGCAGCUUCCAACUUAUAUUGCCCAACGAGCACCCUUACCUUGUCCAAGGGAAAAGAUUUAUUGGCCUAACCAUGAGCAAAACCUUGUAUUCCCUUGAAAACAUAGUGUAAUACUUGCAUUUGAUCAUGCGGCGGAAGUUAUGUUGUACUAUCUAUCUAUAUCAAAAUGAUUCAUCACUAUUAUGCACUGCUCAUUUCUUUGGCUUUUG